AGACAGUUGUUGAAAAUUUUGAGAAUAUGUAUGCCAGAAGAUGGAGCCACCUACAUGUUCAUACCCUUAGCUGAUGCAAGAAAUAUGGAGAGGUCUUAUGAAAAUCCUGGACUGAAAAAAAUAUCUGCAUUAUUUGUGGACAGUUGUGCAGUGGUCUCACACUUCCCAGAACAGGCAUUACUUCCUUGUCUUUGUGUCCAUUUCAGAAUGUGUGUGUGGCUGCUGUACUUGAUCCUGAUGGUGGCUGUGGAAGCAUGUGAGGUGCAGUACACAGGCGCUGUGCUGGAACUGGAGCCCUACAGUAGCUGGGAGGCUGGUGGUUUGGCUAUCCUACAAGAGAAUGCCCAACUCUUUCUAGAGCAUGCAAACUUUGCCAAACAGCAGGGUGCCGACAUAUUGGUGUUCCCGGAAUAUGGCCUGACCAGCACCAACCUACAGGGUGGGGACGUGCUUUCGCUCUCCCAGGUGGUGCCUUGCCCCGAAGACUAUGUGGUACCUUGUCAACUCAGCUACACUGACGAUCAUAGCAAGGUACUGGGUGAACUCAGCUGUGGUGCUGCCCAGUUGCAGCUCUACUUGGUAGUGGACCUCAUAGAAGUGGACCACUGUGACACUCAAUGCCUCCUGGACUGUUCUAACACUGGAUACCGCCUGUACAACACCCAAGUGGUUCUGGACCGCUGUGGAGCCGUAGUGGCCAGGUACCGCAAGAAGCACCUGUUUCUAGAGCCUGAGUUCACUGCAGGGACAGAGGAUGACUCUACUGCUAUCUUCACUACUGAUUUUGGUGUCACAUUUUCACUUCAGGUUUGCUUCGAUAUCAUGUACGAGUCUCCAGGUGUUGCUAACGUGGAGGCUGGAGUGCGUAAUGUAGCAAUGAGUACUGCAUGGGUGGACGAACUGCCCUUUCUUACAGAAGACCCUCCCAAGAGGAAUUGCAAGACUCUACUGUCCAACUCAGUUAUUAAGUCAAUUUGGGCAGGGCUAGUUCAGGGAGUUCCCUGGCCAUAGCUCUGCCAAAUCUAAUUUAAUGUAUGUAGAAUAUUUGAUUUACAAUUUCAAUUAGUACUUAGAUGACAUAUGAGGGAGAGAGUGAUGCAUUGGGGGUGAUGCAGCAAUGCUGUGAAGAGGUUUGUGCCCCACCCAAACUGACCAUGUUUGUGUUGAACUUUAUGGUGAACGUUUAAGGGCACCCCAGUCUCCCAACUCCUAACUUCUUCAUUCAAUAAAGAGCACACUCAAAGCAUUUAA
Molecule: messenger RNA, 1251 nt
Organism: Eriocheir sinensis (Chinese mitten crab)
Lineage: Eukaryota; Metazoa; Arthropoda; Malacostraca; Decapoda; Varunidae
Product: biotinidase-like
Exons: 9
Coding region: 31-1011 (326 amino acids)
Source: RefSeq, a predicted model, not a curated record